Messenger RNA from Piliocolobus tephrosceles (Ugandan red Colobus), 1171 nucleotides. RefSeq names its product clathrin light chain A (gene CLTA). Bases 201 to 893 code for a protein of 230 amino acids. Gene Ontology annotation, biological process: clathrin-dependent endocytosis; intracellular protein transport. The record is from RefSeq and is a predicted model, not a curated record. NCBI's taxonomy places the organism in Eukaryota, Metazoa, Chordata, Mammalia, Primates, Cercopithecidae. The transcript is spliced from 6 exons. Gene Ontology annotation, molecular function: clathrin heavy chain binding; structural molecule activity. Gene Ontology annotation, cellular component: clathrin coat of coated pit; synaptic vesicle membrane; clathrin coat of trans-Golgi network vesicle.
AUUGGUUGUUCCUUUUUUGGCUCUCCAACACCGCCUAGACCCACCGGAUACACUGGUAGGGCUUCCGCUUCCCCCUUCUCCCUCCUCCCGCUUGUCCUCUUCUCCCAGUCGGCAGCACAGCGGUGGCUGCCGGGCGUGGUGUCUGUGGGUCGGUUGGUUUUUCUCUCACCGUUGGUGUCCGUGCCGUUGAAUUGCCCGCCAUGGCUGAGCUGGAUCCAUUCGGCGCACCUGCUGGCGCCCCUGGCGGUCCCGCGCUGGGGAAUGGAGUGGCCGGCGCCGGCGAAGAAGACCCGGCCGCGGCCUUCUUGGCGCAGCAGGAGAGCGAAAUUGCGGGCAUCGAGAACGACGAGGCCUUCGCCAUCCUGGACGGCGGCGCCCCCGGGCCCCAGCCGCACGGCGAGCCGCCGGGGGGUCCGGAUGCUGUUGAUGGAGUAAUGAAUGGUGAAUACUACCAGGAAAGUAAUGGUCCAACAGACAGUUACGCAGCUAUUUCACAAGUGGAUCGAUUGCAGUCAGAGCCUGAAAGUAUCCGUAAAUGGAGAGAAGAGCAAAUGGAACGCUUGGAAGCCCUUGAUGCCAAUUCUCGGAAGCAAGAAGCAGAGUGGAAAGAAAAGGCAAUAAAGGAGCUAGAAGAGUGGUAUGCAAGACAGGACGAGCAGCUACAGAAAACAAAAGCAAACAACAGCACAAACAUAAACCAUCCUUGCUACAGCCUAGAACAGGCAGCAGAAGAAGCCUUUGUAAAUGACAUUGAUGAGUCAUCCCCAGGCACUGAGUGGGAACGGGUGGCCCGGCUGUGUGACUUUAACCCCAAGUCUAGCAAGCAGGCCAAAGACGUCUCCCGCAUGCGUUCAGUCCUCAUCUCCCUCAAGCAGGCCCCGCUGGUGCACUGAAGAGCCACCCUGUGGAAACACUACAUCUGCAAUAUAAUCCUACUCAGUGAAGCUCUUCACAGUCAUUGGAUUAAUUAUGUUGAGUUCUUUUGGACCAAACCUUUUUGUCUUUAGAGUUGAUCAUUGUUUGUGAUUGCAUGUUUCCUUCAACUGUGUUCUCCCUGGCAUUCAGAGAGGAGGGGGAGGAGUAAGAGGAAGGGGAGGGAAGCCUCCCAACAGUAGCCUCAACCUGUGCUUUUGUGCAUUAUUCUGAGAAUAAAUUUCUGUUUCAAACUGUA